AUGAAGAAGAUUGAAUAUAUAACAUUAUUUUUAAUAUUAUUUUUAAACUAUUAUAUAGAAGUAAACUCUUGUCCAAAUGGUCCCAAACCAAUAAAGAUUAAUCAAAAUGAUCCAUUAUUACUAGAAACAUAUAAAAAAAUAGAUCAAUAUUUGGAUAAAAAUUUAAAGCUAAAUAAUAUUUCAAAUUUUAUAUCAACUAUUGUCUAUAUGGAUGAAAUUGUGUGGUCUAAAACAUAUGGGAAUAUUAAUCCAGUUGAUGAUCAUUCGCCACCUUUAACUUUGGAUACUAAUUUUAGAAUUGCUAGUUGCACCAAAAUGUUUACAUCCUUGAUGAUGAUGCAAUUCAGAGAUAAAGGAAAAAUAAAUUCAAUCGAUGAUGAAAUAAAGAAUUAUUUCCCAAAGUUUAAAAUCAAUGAUAUUCAUAAUAUGAAUGGAGAAAAAAGAGGAAUUACUUUUAGAGAGCUGGCAUCCCAUACAUCAGGUUUACCAAGAGAAACUCCAUGUGACCCAAAUUACUAUGGCACCACGAACUGCACAGAAGAUAUUAUUUUGGAUAGAUUAUCUAAGCAAUUCUUAUUAUCAAAUGAGUACAAGAGGGUUCACUAUUCAAAUGUAGGUUUUUCUUUAUUAGGAAGAACAUUGGGUGAAGUAUAUAAAAAAGCAAAUGACAAGCAUUAUGAACCAACAACGGAACAUCCACAAAUAUACUAUGAAAAAUAUGUAACAAAGGAAAUAUUAGCAAAGUUAAACAUGUCAAAUUCAACUUAUGAUCCAACCAAAUUAGACCAAAAUAAUAUAGCAAUAUCUUAUUAUAUAGAUAGUAAUGGUGAAAAGAAGUUGAUUCCAAAUACUUUAUCAGGAUGGAAUUCUCCCGGGGGCGGCUUGUAUUCUACUGCAAGAGAUAUGUGUAGUUUUAUGAAGUUCAUUUUAAAUGGGAAUCAAGAUAUUAUUCAAGAUUCAACUAGAAAUGAAUAUUUAACCUCAGUUUCAUUAUUGUCUAACGGUGUUCAAGCAUUCGGUAUCCCCUUUGAAAUGUUUUAUGGUAAUAGUACAGGCACAUGGUUUAAAGGCAAAAACGGGUUAAUUGGUGGAUAUCAUUCACAAUUAACAAUGGCUGCUGACUUAAAGCUGGGUAUUUUUUCAGUUUCAAUGAUAGAUACAAAUGGUGAUUUGUUCACCAGAGAAAUUUUAGAAAUGUUAAUACCAGUAUACGAAUCAUUAAUUAUAGAAGAGUUAGAAAAGAAACAUAUCCAACCUAUAAACGAGCACGAUUUGUUUGUUUAUAAAGUAAUAAUUGGGAAAUAUAAUAGUUCUUUUGGUGAAUCUUUCAUGGUAGAAUUUGAUGAUACUUUAAAUAUUCUCUUUGGUUAUUUCCAAGAUACUCCUAGUACUUUAUAUGCUAUUUCAAAUUUUGAUGAAGAUAACACCCAAUAUUCAUACAUCAAAAGAUUAAAUCUUUAUAAUUACCAAAAUGCAACAUGUUCAUCGAUGGUAUGCGGUCCAAAUGAAGAGUUAAUUUAUUUCAAUUUAAUAAAAGAUUCAAAUGGUUCAAUAAAAGACUGUGAUGGUUUGGAUAUAUUAGGUUUAUCUUUGAAAAAAGUUUAUUAA
Messenger RNA from Dictyostelium purpureum, 1608 nucleotides. RefSeq lists its product as uncharacterized. The coding region runs from base 1 to 1608 and encodes 535 amino acids. The record is from RefSeq and is a predicted model, not a curated record. The transcript has a single exon. NCBI's taxonomy places the organism in Eukaryota, Evosea, Eumycetozoa, Dictyosteliales, Dictyosteliaceae.